Molecule: messenger RNA, 5466 nt
Organism: Mya arenaria
Lineage: Eukaryota; Metazoa; Mollusca; Bivalvia; Myida; Myidae
Product: sushi, von Willebrand factor type A, EGF and pentraxin domain-containing protein 1-like
Exons: 29
Coding region: 1-5466 (1821 amino acids)
Source: RefSeq, a predicted model, not a curated record
AUGGAUCCUGGGAUUUCCAAGCUCCUGAGUGUGCCGGCGGGCGGAACGCUAAGUUACUCAACGGAUGGUACGGUGACUAGGGUAUCUGUGUUGUGUAACACUGGAUACAGUUUGAAUGGUGCAAGGAAUCUUACAUGUCGAGCAGAUGGAUCUUGGAAUCUCGAACCUGGAGUGUGUGAGUGUGAAGAACCACCCGUUUUAAACCUCGGAAGUUUUAACAUAUCUGUGGAUGGGCUAAUGGUGACUUACAGUUGUGAAGUGGGUAGCUCCAUGUUCGGCGAUACUUCACAGAUGUGUGACACCGCAGGGGCAGGCUGGCUGGGAGAACAGCCGGAGUGUUCUACAUGCGAUCCAUUGGGCUCUGUUCAAAACGGAACAUACCACUUUACCACUAAUGGUGAGGCGACAUUGGCGACUUUCACUUGCGAUGUAGGAAACACUGUAUCCGGAGUAUCCGUCACCACCUGUCUCAGCGAUGGCUCUUGGGAUCUGCAAGUGCCAACCUGUGUGUAUUGUCCUGAAAUUGCCGCCUUGGCAAAUGGAAGUUAUAUCGUGAGUACGAACGGAACUGAUACUAUAGUUGACUAUCGGUGCGAUGUGGGCUUCACACUUGCCGGUGUUUCAUUUUCGUCUUGCCAGUCAGAUGGACAGUGGUCAAAUCAAUCGCCAGUUUGUGUCCCGUGCUUAGAGCUGGCAAGUAUCCACAACGCCGACAGGGUCAUCACUACAAACGGAACAACUACGACUGUUAAUUUUUCGUGUAUGGAUAAAUAUACUUUGGUUGGAGAUGAAGAUCUGAUUUGCAUGACUGAUGGGUCAUGGCAAGGAGCAACCCCGACAUGCGUGUGUUCAUCAUUCCAAUCUCCCUUGAACGGCGAUCUGAAGAUCUCGGAGAACGGAACAGGCGCCACAUAUACCUGUGCAGAGGGAUUCUCUCUCAGUGGAGAGGCACAACAAGUCUGUGAAACUGUUGAUGCUCAGCUUGCCGGCAACGACCCACCGACUUGUGUGGGGUGUGCGACGCUCCAAGCAACCAACGCAUUUACUAAUGCCAGUACGGAUGGGUUGACGACCGUCAUGGAAUUUACUUGUGAUGUCGGUUACACUUUGGUCGGGUCAUCUAGUACACAGUGCCGUAGCGAUGGUUUAUGGACAAAUGACCCGCCUUCUUGUGUGUCAUGCCCGGGCCUUUAUGCAACAGAGGGAGCAGUGUUAGAGCAGAUUUAUAGAGGCGGUGUUACAAUUGCCAGCUUUAGUUGUAACCUUGGGUACAGCAUUCUUGGAUCCUCCAUUCUGACAUGUCGUACGGAUCAGACUUGGGAUUUCCAGACACCCUCAUGUGUGCAAUGUCCAAGCCUUGUUGAUCCUGCAAGCGGCAGCGUCGACGUAAGCACUGACGGAUUAACCAUGGAAGCUGCAUUUGUGUGUGCGUCUGGAUAUUAUCUCGAGGGAGCUGAUGUAAUUUUGUGCAAUACGUCUGGACUAUGGAGUGAAGAUAGUCCUGUUUGCAAGUGCGUUAUGCCAACUAGCAUUUCAAACGGCGCUUACCAGGUAAGGGAAAACGGCAGUGUGCUCGAGUACUCGUGUAUUGAGGGGUAUACACUUUCUGGAAUGACCGUCAGGACAUGUAGUGAUUCCGGGGAUGGCUGGUCAGACUCUAGUCCUUCAUGUAUAAAAUGUGGUGAUCUGGCAUCGCCAGACUCGGGUAAUGUAUUAUUAAGCACGAAUGGUACCGUCACACACGUGCAGUAUUUCUGCGAUGUCGGCUACUCAGCAUCUGGCGUCAGCGAGUCCAGAUGUCUUGAAGAUGGAACGUGGGAGCUAUCUGAUCCUCCUACAUGUGUACCAUGUGACCCACUAGAAGACAUGGUGAACGGGAGCGUUUCUUAUACCACCAAUGGUACUGAAACAGCUCUCACUAUCGAAUGUGAGUUGGGGCAUACUCUGAGUGAUAAUGCCAUCGUUUCCUGUCAGCCAGACGGCACAUGGACAACCGGACUUCCUCAGUGUGUGUAUUGUUCCUCGCUUAACGACCCCAAGAACGGCUUUUCGGAUUCGUUUAAUGAAGACAACCAGGCGAAAGUAUCAUUCAGUUGUGACAGCGGUUACACCCUGAUUGGACAGUCGACAAUUACCUGUCGUCCGGACGGAACGUGGUCGGAUGAUGCACCCUCUUGUGAAUGUGAGGUGUUCAGUUCACCACAGAACGGGAACUUGACAAUUUCCACGGACGGCACUAAGGCUAGUUACACUUGUGGGGAAGGCUUCACACUGACGGGAGACACUACAAUAGAUUGCAUUACAGCAAUAACAACCCCAGACUAUACACCUCCAUCUUGCACUCUGUGCGAUCCGCUAUCAACUACCGCAGCAAUUGCAUUGGCCUCCGACGAAACUGUGACUUCGGCGACAUUUUCAUGUGAGGUUGGGGCUACGUUAGUUGGUGCAAGUAUCGCCACUUGUCGAAGUGAUGGAACAUGGAACACGUCUCCUCCAACAUGCGUUACGUGUGCGACAUUAGGCACCGUAUCUGGGGGCACAGUGGAGCUACAGGCGUCCGGGACGACAACAACAGCGGUUUUCACUUGCGAGACGACACAUGCCCUAUACGGAGCGGCUAAUCUCACAUGCCGAGACGAUGGAUCGUGGGACUUUCAGCAACCAAUAUGUGUUUCCUGUCCUGCCUUGGAUACACCAACAAGUGGCUUUGUCAACGUUACAACGGAUGGAUCUAACCCUGUUGCAAUGUUCACAUGUGCCAGCGGUUACUUCAUUGACGGCAGAUCCAGCCUCGCAUGCCAGGCAGAAGACGGUCUGAGUGCACUCUGGGACUUCUAUCAACCUCUGUGCAAAUGUAACCCAUCCGGUCAGAUAUCCAAUGGGUCGGCGGUAUUGUCGGCAGACGGCAUGUCGGUGACAUACACUGGUGACACUGGCUUCACGCUCAAUGGCGCUGGAAUUAGGUCUUGCAACACCGACGGGACAGGCUGGACUGGCACAGAACCAAGCUGUGUUUCUUGCCCUGAACUGACCACUCUUUCGAACGGGGAUAUAACCCUGGUUACGAACGGCUCAGUGACGUCCGUUGAAGUGGCAUGUGAUGUCGGUACAUCUGCCCGUGGAGAAGACAUGCUUGUGUGUAAUCCGGAUGGUACAUGGAAUGCAAGUCUGCCUGACUGCGUGGAAUGCCCUGCUCUCACACUGGACAGUCAUGGAAGCGUUAAUGUAACCAGCACUGGUACCAUUAGCGAAGGCGCGUUUUCGUGUGACGUCAAUUACACGAUGGCUGGUACCGAGCGUCUGACAUGUCGGGAGGACGGAACAUGGUCAGCUACGGAGCCAGCGUGUGUUGCAUGUUCUGCCAUUGAUACGAUCCUGAACGGUCAUAUUACAAUUACCACAAAUGGGAGUUUAACUUCAGCUGCGUUUUCAUGUGAGGACGGAUAUAGUUUGGCUGGCUCGGAAAUAUUGGAAUGUAACUCCUCCGGAAUAUGGGACAAAUCCAUACCUAAGUGUGAGUGUGACCGGUUUGUUUCCCCCACCAAUGGCAACAUGACGGUGUCAGCUGACGGAUCCCAAGUAUCAUACACCUGCGAUGUCGGUUUUUCCCUCCAGGGUGUUCCUUCUCAAGAAUGUAUUCUUGCAACAUCUGGCUCCUCCGUCCAGCAGCAGCCUUCUUGUGUAAUAUGUGGAACAUUGUUUUCAACGGCUGGUCUUGAGGUUAUACAGUUUACGGACGGUGAACGAACGUACGCCGAGUUUAAAUGCGAUCCUGGUUACACAAUGAGCGGGAAGACAAUCAUUAGCUGUCGCUCCGACGGCACAUGGAAUGCCAGUCAGCCUACAUGUGAGGUUUGUGAAACAUUGACGCCCCCGUCUGUCGGUGAUGUAUCGAUAAUGACAGACGGUGAGAUGACCUCUGCCAAUGUGACCUGUCCGGCAGGGUUUGUGUUGGACAGCAGUGGAACCCUUAACUGCAGAGCUGACGGAACCUGGAACUUCGACGUACCUGAUUGUGUUUGUGAACCUCCGCCGUCUCUGCAAAAUGGGGAAACAAUCAUCUCUGCAGAUGGGCUUACGGCUAGGUAUUCCUGUCAGUCAGGCUACAGUCUCUCAGGUCCAACCACGAGAGUCUGCCAAAGUGACGGUACUGCUUGGACUGACGAGGAUCCCUUUUGUGUUCAAUGUGAGGAACUGCACCUUGGGAGUAACAUGAACGUGACCUUAGUGACAAGUGGUGUGAUCAGUCAAGCCGUUGUAUUAUGUGACCCGUGGUUUACCCUCGCCGACAGCCAAAACGUCACCUGUAGCUCUAACGGAUCAUGGAAUAUCCACCUUCCGACAUGCGUACGCUGUGAGCAGCUGCAGGUUGGAACAGGCCUGUCGUACAAGGUAACGACAAGCGGCUCCCUCUCUGUAGCAGAAUACACAUGUGCCAGCGGGUACACGCUAGAAGGAGCAACGAGCAGCACCUGCCUCCGUAAUGGCUCCUGGGACAGCGUGCCGCCAUCAUGUGCCCUGGCUGUGUCCACAGUGGGUCCAUGCGAGGCGACGACGACCGAAUGCAACAGCGGAGCCGCCAUCGGUCUAGGAGUAAUGUUUGGCCUGGCGCUCAUUGCCGCGGUAAUCCUAGGAUACUUUGCCUGGAGGUACUGGCGACUGUGGAAGGGCGUCGGGGGAGGCAAGUCUGGCAUGUACUCGAAAGCUACCCAGCCUCAAAUAACCACCUCACCUGACGGAAACUGGAUAUUCAGCGAUAUUGACAAAGGAACGAUAUCGCCGUCCAAAGCUCCAGUCAGUCAUGAACGCCAUGUAACCGACAUGGGUCGAGCUGAGUCCUCGCUUGCUCCGCUCUCUGAACAGAGAGAAAUAACAAUGAGCAGUAUUAUGACGCCAUCGCCGGGUCCCCUAAGCACACGCAAUAUUGAGUUCCAGCGCCCUCCAGCUGGCGUUUUCGACCGCCGCUCACCGCCAGGAUUUUCCGCUGUCAGAUCGAGGGAGUCAACAUUUGAUUCCUUUUCGGCACUACCGCAACAGGUUUUAACACACAGGGACAAUUCAUCCCUUCAAAAAAGAAAAACCGCUGUGGAGGUGCCUAAGAUUAAGAUAGACGCCGCCAGCGUGAAGAAAAAAGACCGGGAAAUAAUGGCACGGCAGUCGCCACUAGGGAGCGAGGGUGGCCGUUUGUCGCCUUUCGUUCCUAUCCAGGAAGCCACGUAUAGGGACGGAAGCCCACUACCGGAACAGAUUCUUACACCUCGAGACGAGGAGACAUUAAAGGCAGAAUCGAGGCGUAAGCAUACAGACCCAACUAAACAACCAGUCGCUCAAGUUCGGCGUCCCCGGAAGAAAAUGAGUGAUCUGAUCGACAAGGACGCAAGUCUCCGACAUGUUUACCGGUCACCUUCGCAAAGUCACCACACAAUCACACAGCUAGACCAUGACAUACCCGAAAUGGACGUUUAA